GAUGCCAGUGAUCAAUAUUGAGGACCUGACAGAAAAGGACAAGUUGAAGAUGGAAGUUGAUCAGCUCAAGAAAGAAGUAACGCUGGAAAGAAUGCUGGUAUCCAAAUGUUGUGAAGAAGUGAGGGAUUAUGUUGAAGAAAGAUCUGGGGAGGACCCACUAGUAAAGGGCAUCCCAGAGGACAAAAACCCCUUCAAGGAGCUCAAAGGAGGUUGUGUGAUUUCAUAAGAAAAAAAAAAUCCUUGGAAUAUCUUGAGCUUUAAUGACAAUACUAAUUUUUGGUCAUAUAUAAU
Messenger RNA from Equus caballus (horse), 291 nucleotides. RefSeq names its product G protein subunit gamma transducin 1 (gene GNGT1). NCBI's taxonomy places the organism in Eukaryota, Metazoa, Chordata, Mammalia, Perissodactyla, Equidae. Gene Ontology annotation, cellular component: heterotrimeric G-protein complex. Gene Ontology annotation, molecular function: G-protein beta-subunit binding. The record is from RefSeq and is a predicted model, not a curated record. Gene Ontology annotation, biological process: G protein-coupled receptor signaling pathway.